AUCAAGAGAAGCAGGAGGAGGAGAAGAAUCUUAACAAUGACGAUGAGAAAGCAGAAGAAGCCAGUCUUAAGCAGGAACAGGCUCUCUUGGCAUCAGGCAAGGGGGAUGGCGAACGGCAGCCAACCGGAUGUGUGGUGGGAGUCAUCAGGCGCAAAUGGCGGCAGUAUUGUGGCAUUUUGAAGAAAAGUGACUUUGCAGAAUCCACACGCCACUUGUUCAUCCCAGCAGAUAAGAAGAUCCCCUUCAUCCGCAUUGAAACAAGGCAGGCAGAAAUGCUACAGAACAAAAGGAUUAUUGUAGCCAUAGAUUCAUGGCCAAGAGAUUCCCGUAACCCUAAGGGUCACUUUGUUCGUGUGAUAGGAACUAUUGGGGAAGCAGAGUCAGAGAACGAGGUCAUCUUACUGGAGCACGACUGUCCGCACACCAAAUUCUCAGAGUCAGUCCUCAAUUGUCUUCCAAAACUGCCAUGGAUAAUUACAGCAAAAGAUGAACUUGAGCGAGAGGACUUACGACACCUUGACAUCUGUUCUGUUGAUCCUGUAGGUUGCACUGAUAUUGAUGAUGCUUUGCACUGCCGUGAACUCCCCAAUGGAAACUUUGAGGUUGGUGUUCAUAUUGCUGACGUAUCUCACUUCAUCCGACCACACACUGCACUGGAUAAGGAGGCUCAGAACCGCAGCACAACUGUGUACUUGACUAACCGUCGUAUAGACAUGGUUCCUGAUCUUUUGAGCAGCAACCUGUGUUCACUUCGAGGCAAUGUUGACAGAUUCGCCUUCUCUGUCCUGUGGGAGAUAACACCCAAAGCAGAGGUUUUAUCAUCAAGAUUCCGGAAAAACCAUCAUCCAGUCAAGAGCUGAGAUGAGUUACCAACAGGCCAGCAGCGGAUUGA
Penaeus monodon (black tiger shrimp) is the source of this 892-nucleotide messenger RNA. Its product is annotated as exosome complex exonuclease RRP44-like. Gene Ontology annotation, cellular component: cytoplasmic exosome (RNase complex); nuclear exosome (RNase complex). The record is from RefSeq and is a predicted model, not a curated record. Gene Ontology annotation, molecular function: RNA binding; 3'-5'-RNA exonuclease activity; endonuclease activity. NCBI's taxonomy places the organism in Eukaryota, Metazoa, Arthropoda, Malacostraca, Decapoda, Penaeidae. Gene Ontology annotation, biological process: rRNA catabolic process.